Messenger RNA from Lates calcarifer (barramundi perch), 4624 nucleotides. RefSeq names its product USP6 N-terminal-like protein. The record is from RefSeq and is a predicted model, not a curated record. Bases 222 to 2711 code for a protein of 829 amino acids. The transcript is spliced from 14 exons. NCBI's taxonomy places the organism in Eukaryota, Metazoa, Chordata, Actinopteri, Centropomidae.
CGCGGCAUGUGGAGCUGGGCUGCGAGGGGGGCGAGUCCGUUUGACCAGCAUCGAUUUCAGCAGCGCUAGUCUACAGUAGGGGACAAGCCUUGAGCACAGUGACAGCGUUUGGGUGACGGCUCGCCUGGACAGCGAGGGGAGAGAAUGAGCAUAGUGGAUUUUGUUUCUACUUGUCGGUACAGCGCAGCAGAAGAAGGGAAGUCACUCCAAACGAUUUUGACAUGAAGAAGGACAUAGACACACUGAUAGCAGAGGAACGCGCUGAAAUCAUCUCUAAAUAUGACAAGGGCAGGCAGGACGGUGUCAAAAUUGACCCAUGGGAGGAUGCUGACUACAGCAUCUUUAAGGUCACUGACCGCUUCGGCUUCCUGCAUGAAGAAGAACUGCCAACACCCAGUGCACUUGAAGAGAAGCAAAAGCAGCAGGAGAUAGAGCGAGUGGAGAAAUGGCUGAAGAUGGUGAAGAACUGGGACAAGUACAGGAACAGUGAGAAGUUGACAAAGCGUGUAUAUAAAGGCAUCCCUCUGCAGCUGAGAGGCCAGGCGUGGGCCUUGCUUUUGGACAUAGAGAAAGUCAGAAAAGAUAAUGACGGGAAAUAUGAGAAAAUGAAGCAGCAGGCUCGGAACUUCUCCACAGAGAUCAAGCAGAUAGACUUAGACGUCAACAGAACCUUCAGGAACCACAUUAUGUUCAUGGACCGCUUUGGAGUCAAGCAGCAAGCACUCUUUCACGUACUAGCAGCUUACUCUGUCUACAACACAGAGGUGAGCUACUGCCAGGGGAUGAGUCAGAUCGCUGCCAUCUUGCUCAUGUACCUGAAUGAGGAAGAUGCCUUCUGGGCUCUGUCCCAGCUCCUCACCAAUGCCAAGCAUGCAAUGCACGGGUUCUUCAUCCCAGGAUUUCCCAAGUUGCACCGUUUCCAGGCCCACCACGAGCUGAUCCUCUCCAAAAUGCUGCCUAAGCUGAAGAAACACCUGGACAAGGAGCAGAUGACAACAGGGAUUUAUACCACCAAAUGGUUUCUACAGUGCUUCAUUGACAGAACCCCUUUCACCCUCACCCUGCGUUUAUGGGACAUUUACAUAUUGGAGGGAGAGAAGAUGCUGACUGCCAUGGCGUAUACAACCCUCAAGUUACACAAGAAGCGUCUGCAGAAGCUUCAGUUGGAGGACCUGAGGGAGUUUCUCCAGGAGCAGCUGGCUGCUUCUUUUUUCCUGCCUGAUGAUGCCGUGAUUGAACAGUUACAGGCUGCUAUGUCUGAGCUACGCAGUAAAAAGCUGUACCAAGCUCCUCCAGCCAAGUCAGAUGAGCUACCAAAGAAACCUCUGGGUCAAGAGAGACCAGUUACCCUACUGCCGCUGCAGCCUGACUCUCCUCUGGAGGUCAAAAUAAAUCUGCAGCCACACAGCCAGCCCAAUACAGAGACCCAGCAAACAGACGGCAUCACUCUACACCAGACCUCUUCUCCUGCAGAGCCCCAAGACUCAAGGGCAAACACACCCUCCUUGCCUUCACCAGAUCCAGUUGUAGUCCACACGCAAAGAACACCCUCUCCCAUAAGGCCUUAUAGAGCACCUCCAUUACCUCCAAAAGCAGACAAACCCUGUGCUGGGGUUGGGUUGGUGAGAGAUGUGAAGGAGCCGCUCCCAGAGUGUAGCCAGGCCAAAGACAGGGGAGAACCGGUGAGCCAGCCUGCAGACCCAGAGGCCAAGGAAGAGUUCGUGGAUUGGCCUCCGCCCUAUGAACCCCCUGCUUUGGAUAUUCUUGCAAUGCAGACUGAGGAAGCCAUGAUGGACCUUCCAGAUCUGCCACCUCCACCUUUCUUUUAUCCGGAGCAGAAUGACCCAACAGCUUUGGGUCGCGUAUCCCCCUGCCGAAGGGCUGGGAUUGGUCAAGACACCCCUCGUCGGUCUCCCUCUCCCUGCUCAGCCUCACCGCUGGUCACUCAAAUGAAGCCGUCUCCAAAACCAUCCCCAAAAUCACCUGCAUCUCAUUACGUCGCACACAAAAAACCUCUUCCCUCAAAGCCCUCCCCUCCCCAUGCCUUCUCCUCCACCUCCUCUCCCAGACUUCCUCCCCCAAAGCCGACCAAGUUCCCAGUCUCUCUCUACGUCCCAGCAUCCGCGGGAGACAGACGGCCCUCCAACACCUCCCAAUAUGACAACCUGUCUGAGGUGGAUGAGGAUGACCGCUACCUGGAGAGGCUGCUGGGCUCCACUCCUGAGGAAGUUCCCAGCAUGCACGGCAAUCCUCUGCAUGCCAUUAACAGAGACUACGACCCAGCUCUCUACCCUCUACCUCCACCUCCUGUCCUCAUCCCUCCUACCCCUUCUCCUGUUCCUCCCUCGCUGUGCGCUCUCCCCAGUUUGCCACAGGAGCCCGAAUAUGACGGAGAGGACAGCUGGGUGGAGGAUUCCAUCAUCCCCCCUCCACCACCUAGUUUUGCUGACAGACUCACUCCCUUCCAGUGUAGCGCUGCCAGCUGUUCAGACACACACAGAGCAACCUCGCCCAGUUACUCUAAGCCUUUCUCCCGGGGCCCCAGGGACCAUUCUGCCUUCCCAGCACCACUGUUGUACACCGGCUCUCCCCCAGGCCACUCCAGGCCCUCGGGACAGCCGCCAGUCGGGGUGCCCUUGGUCCAAUCCAGCCCAGACUUUUGCAGGAUGCCUCCUGGUGGACAGCAGCUGCCCAAAUCAGUGACCUUUUGAAGCAGUGUUGCUAAUUAUGCCAGUAUGAUUCGGACUCUGUUAAUGCUUGAGUCGUUUUCAAAGCCAUCUUAGGCCAGUAGCUACUCAGUGUCAAAGAUUUCUGUGUGUUAAUGUGUGUGUGUGUGUUUGUGUGUGUGUGUGUGUGUGUGUGUGUGUGUGUGUGAGAAAGGACUUUCCUCAUUGGUAUGUACAGAUUUCUGUGAUACUCGCACCUUUUUUGUAAGGGCAGUUAACUUUUCUAAGUCUCAAACUUGUAUUUAAAACUGCUGUCUGUGUUACUGUUUGCUGCACAAAAAGCGAGUGUAUUAACCGAGACCAGAUUUGUUUUUCAAUUUGAAGGAUGGUAAUGAGAUAUUUACACCAAAAUACGGUGAUGUAAUACCAGCUACGUAUUUCACCAUUGCUUUAUCUCCAGUUAGUUUAAUUUUGCUCCAACAAAGUGUCUUAACCUGAUCACGGUGCACUGAGGAUAAGCAACUCUAACACAAGGGCUUUUUGAGGCUGCAGCGUAAAGUCAUCUUUGCUAAAGCACCCAGAGCCUAUACAUUUAUACUGCAUUUAUGGUAAACUGUGAGCAGGCUCACACAUCUUAAAUGUCAAACUAUAAUAAGAGACUGUUAACAUAACACAGUUUCUUUACUGUAGGUCAAUACUUGAUCUCAAAGGACCACUAAACCAGGCUGCACCAAAGCAGUUUGCUUACAAACUUUUAAAAGGAUUACUCAAGUUGAGACCACCAGCAGCAGCAGCAGGGAAGACGGCGGUGCAAUAUGUCACUGGUGUAAAUACUAUAGAGUUUCAGGCAGGUAGCAGUGGGUACUCUGUGGGUAUUUUGCUGCUUUUUCAAGUUUUAAAAUGUUUUGUUGGGAUGCUGUCAGUUUCAAAGAAAAAUUUUCAGUGUUAUACUGGUUUGUCUGACACUUGAUUUCACAGCAAUAACGUACUGUUUCAUGUAUAUAUGCAUGCACGUAUCAAGGUUGAAUACAAUGGAAAUAUAAGACUAAGAUGAGGAUAUUAUGAAUACAACAUAUUGGCAGUGCAGUCUGAUUUACAGUAAUUCAUGACACAUAUUUAUGAAGAGCAGCUCCCUCUAGUGCUUGGACAUGUUACAGAGUGACAGUGACUCUAAACUGAAGUCCUUUUAUUAUAGAACACAUCCAGCGACAACAUCCUUUUUUAGUCCUGGCCAUGACAUAAAUGCUACCUGUGAUACCUGUUUAUGAAUGUGCACGUAGUAAGCUAGACUUCAGAAAUCUAUGACAGACUCCUUAUCACAUCAUUCUAGAUUGUCACAGACUGGGGAGAGAAGUGAAUGAAUCAAAGCUAAAUUUCUUCAUAUGCACAGCCAUAACUUAGAGCCACUUAGAGUGACUUUAUUGUCAAAUUUGUUUUAGUUGUGUAGAGAAAAAUUCUUGCGAAAUGGAAGUUGAGCCAUAAUAUACUGUACAAGGACCUAAUAGUAAAACAUGUUUAUAUUGUUGUUUCAUUCAGUUAUACUGUAUAUUACAUUAUAUACUGUGUCUCAACAUCAGUUUGUUUUUUUGCACUGACCUUUGUUAUUACCAAGAGGUUUUGCAAUUGUGUGUAAGUAUUCAGUUGUUUUCCAAUGGAGUUCCAGGUUAAUGCUAAAGAAACAUAUUUCAUUUUAGCCAGAGAUGUUAACAGAUGUUUAAUGGCUUGUUCAUGAGCUUUGGUCUGGCUGCUGUGAUUCAUACUCAAGAACUUGGAUCUUGGCUUUCACACAAGUAUGUCUGGCUUGCUGGAGUAUUUUUAGUCAUGUGACCCAACCGCCAAUUGUACAUCACUGCUCCUUUUAUGGAUCUGGUUGACAUCAGUGAUGCUAGGGCUCAGACCAAAGCUUGUGUACAUAUAUGCAUCUACUUAUUUGAGUUUUAUAAAGAGAUAAACCUGAA